AUGUCCGAAAACCGCAAUGUCGAUAUCUGGAUAGCAGGGGCUUUCGCCGCAUUCACAGUCGACCUCAUUGUCUACCCACUUGAUACGAUCAAGACUCGCCUACAAUCACCAGACUACAAGAAGCUCUACACAAAUGGCCCUAACAAUGCCGUCAGUCGAUCGAUGUUCCGAGGCGUCUAUCAAGGCGUUGGCAGUGUCAUAAUAGCAACCCUGCCGUCCUCUGGCGCCUUCUUUACCACAUACGAGGGAAUCAAAUGGACAUUGCAACAGCACAAUCCACAAUGGGCUGGGUCGAAUCUUCUACCACAGCCUCUCUUACAUUCCAUGGCAUCUGGAGCUGCUGAGCUAGUCUCGUGCGCCAUCCUCACGCCAGCGGAAGUCAUCAAGCAGAAUGCUCAAAUGGUGGAUAACUCCAAGACCGACCGACCACGAGUCAAUGCGACACUCGAGACCAUGAAGCGGUUUCGGAGUAAUCCCUUUGCAUUAUGGAGAGGAUACACUGCGCUGGCCAGCAGAAACCUCCCGUUCACAGCCUUGCAGUUUCCGAUGUUUGAGAGAAUAAAGCAAAGCAUAAGAAAGCAUAGAGACGAUAAUGGGACGAGGACAAACACAAUACUAGAGAGCGGGUUGAUCACGGCGGUCAGCGCGGGCACAGGAGGCAGCAUUGCGGCAGUCGUGACGACGCCAAUAGAUGUUGUGAAGACGCGGAUCAUGCUUGCUGCGGCGGAAAGUGCUGCACAGGACCAAAGGCCUAUUAUGAAAAAUGCCGAGUCGGCGAAGGACGCUGUAGGGAAGACUGCCACCGAGACCUUAAAGACUGCGAAGGAGAAUGUCAUUGAAGCAGCGAAGAGCGUUGCGAAGCCAGCGAGCUCCAAGGGCAGCAUGCAGAUUGCCCAAGAGAUCAUGGCCGAGCAUGGCGUGAAAGGUUUGUUCAGAGGCGGUGCGCUGAGAGCCGUUUGGACGAUGUUGGGGAGUGGGCUGUAUCUGGGUGUGUAUGAGAGUGGGCGUAUAUAUCUUGCUAGUCGGCGAGGCGAGACGCUUAGCGAUGAGGAUUUGAAGUAG
Recurvomyces mirabilis is the source of this 1062-nucleotide messenger RNA. RefSeq lists its product as uncharacterized. Lineage: Eukaryota; Fungi; Ascomycota; Dothideomycetes; Mycosphaerellales; Teratosphaeriaceae. Gene Ontology annotation, molecular function: S-adenosyl-L-methionine transmembrane transporter activity. The record is from RefSeq and is a predicted model, not a curated record. Bases 1 to 1062 code for a protein of 353 amino acids. Gene Ontology annotation, cellular component: mitochondrial inner membrane. The transcript has a single exon.